CCGCCUACGUUGUCCUCUCCAGCGUUUGAUCAUCCGCAAUGACGUGGCUGACACAUCGGCUAAGAAGUCCAGGUGGCCAGGUGAGCUGGCCACCUAGCGGUCAGCAUUGGAGGCUUUGCGGGAGCAAACAAAAGGAAAUACGAGCGCCUAGGUUUGGAGGAGGCAGGAGGAGCUAUGGCGGCAGCGCUAGCGCCCGCGGCAUUGAUCCGAGGAGCUGCCACCACGGCGAGCGAUGGCCCAUUCGCGGCGGCGACGUCGUCGUCCUCCUCGGCUUUGUUUGCCGCGAGAUCGUCGUCUUCCAGGUGCUCCAAGAUGUGCAUUUGAGCGAGGAGGCGAGAAUGGAGGUCGUGGAUGUGGAUUUGAGCGAUCGCACCUAUCCAAUCUACAUCGGAUCUGGUCUUCUAGACAAGCCAGAGCUUCUCCAGAAACAUGUGAAAGGAAAGAAUGUGUUGGUGGUGACGAACACGACCGUGGCACCAUUGUACCUGGAGAAAGUAGUCGGGCUUCUCAAGGCAAAUGGUUCCAAGAUAAAUGUGGAGAGCGUUAUCCUGCCGGAUGGUGAGAAGUAUAAGGACAUGGGAACUUUGAUGAAAGUUUUUGACAAAGCGGUGGAGACCAGAAUGGAUCGAAGGUGUACGUUCGUGGCACUGGGAGGAGGAGUGAUUGGAGAUAUGUGUGGGUUUGCUGCUGCGGCUUUUCUCCGCGGUGUGAAUUUUAUUCAGAUUCCAACGACGCUCAUGGCUCAGGUUGAUUCGUCAGUCGGAGGGAAGACCGGUGUAAAUCAUCCGCUUGGCAAAAAUCUCAUUGGUGCAUUUUACCAGCCUCAGUGCGUGGUUAUCGACACGGAUACUCUUAGCACGCUUCCAGAGAGAGAGCUCUGUUCUGGAAUUGCUGAAGUCGUCAAAUAUGGUUUGAUCAGAGACGCGAAGUUUUUCGAGUGGCAAGAGGAAAACAUGGACAAGCUGUUGGCCAGGGACCCGGAUGCUCUUGCUUAUGCCAUCAAGCGUUCUUGUGAGAACAAGGCAGAGGUUGUAUCGCUUGACGAGAAGGAAGCCGGUUUGAGAGCUACAUUAAAUCUUGGGCAUACGUUUGGACAUGCUAUAGAAACAGGAAUUGGCUACGGUGGUUGGCUGCACGGAGAAGCCGUAGCUGCUGGCACGGUAAUGGCUGCGGAUCUCUCAUUCCGUCUGGGAUGGAUAGACGCUUCUCUUCAGUCUCGGAUCCUAAACUUGCUAGAGCGUGCGAAAGUUCCAGUGGCACCCCCCAGCACAAUGACAGUCGAAAAGUUUCAAAACAUAAUGGCGGUAGACAAGAAGGUUGUGGACGGCGAUUUGAGACUCAUACUACUCAAAGGCGAGCUUGGAAAUUGCGUGUUUACUUCGGCAUACGAUACCAAAGCUCUUGAAGAAACACUGCAUUCCUUUUGUUCCUCAUAGAUUACUUCGAAGGGCCACACAUCGUAUGUUUGUUAUACACGCAAAUUUUGCUGCUAUUGUCCCCGUGGAGAAACUCGUUCAAGCUUCUAACCCACGCGUCUUUGACCACUCUCGCGGAGCUCCUUUCGGGGCUACCAAUCCUUUUCUUCAAAUGGCAGUGAAACAACUUUGAUGGCUCGCUAUUUACCCAUGUUGUUCACAUGCUCGUUCUCUGGAAUAAAAAAACCAAAAAGUA
Messenger RNA from Selaginella moellendorffii, 1671 nucleotides. RefSeq names its product 3-dehydroquinate synthase, chloroplastic. NCBI's taxonomy places the organism in Eukaryota, Viridiplantae, Streptophyta, Lycopodiopsida, Selaginellales, Selaginellaceae. Gene Ontology annotation, biological process: aromatic amino acid biosynthetic process. Bases 39 to 1436 code for a protein of 465 amino acids. The record is from RefSeq and is a predicted model, not a curated record. The transcript is spliced from 9 exons. Gene Ontology annotation, cellular component: cytoplasm. Gene Ontology annotation, molecular function: 3-dehydroquinate synthase activity.